Molecule: messenger RNA, 1066 nt
Organism: Ctenocephalides felis (cat flea)
Lineage: Eukaryota; Metazoa; Arthropoda; Insecta; Siphonaptera; Pulicidae
Product: caspase-like
Exons: 7
Coding region: 217-948 (243 amino acids)
Biological process (GO): apoptotic process; proteolysis
Cellular component (GO): cytoplasm
Source: RefSeq, a predicted model, not a curated record
UACGUUGAAGAACAUGGUUUGACGUCAGAGUCAAGACCAGCAAUAUUUGACACCCGUGAUGCUGCUCCAUUUGCUCUACCAAGAGCAUAUGUAACAGGUCCAUGUUUAAGCUCUGACGAUAGUUCGAACAAUAGUAGAACUUCUGAAUCAGCAGUUGUUGCUGUCAGUCACCAUACACCGAAUGCAUUAACAUCAUUUUUAAAUGAUCGUUAUUAUAUGGGUCACAAAAAUCAAGGAAAAGUUAUAGUAUUCAAUCAUUUUCAAUUCGAUGACUUUGAAAAUCGCGAUGGAACACAUGAAGAUGUGAAAAGAAUUGAAAAUACUUUUGGGAUAAAGUUAGGAUUCAAAGUGAAAGUUUAUGAUGACUUAACAGUGUCGCAAAUACUGCAAGUUGUUCAUGGAUUGUCCCAAGCUGACUUUUCUGACGAUAAUUGUCUAGUGAUUAUUAUAUUGACUCAUGGAAUAGAGAAAGGAUUAUUAAAAUCCAAGCAGGGAUUUUAUACGUUGGACGAUAUUUAUGAGAAAUUAGCUGGUGAUAGAUGUCCAACCUUAGCUGGAAAACCAAAGUUGUUUUUCAUUCAAGCAUGCCGAGGUGCAAAAUGUGACCCAGGUGUUGAAAUCCAAAGGAGACUAGAGGGCCAGACAUCAAGAGAUUUGCCACAAUUUAAUUCUUUUAGAAUUCCAUCGCAUUCUGAUAUUUUCAUGGGAUUCAGUUGUUUCGAAAAUUACGUUUCAUGGCGAAGCUCCAUGGGCACCUUCUUCAUACAAUCUCUCUGUGACGUUUUGGACACAAAUAGUCACAGAGAUGAUUUGCUUUCUAUGACGACAGCAAUUGUAAAUAAAGUUGGAGAAAUGCGUUCAGUAUCUGCUGAUAAUACUGAACAUGAUAUGAUGCAAACUGCUACAUUUAUAACUACUCUAAGAAAGAAAUUUUAUUUUAAUCAUUAAAGUGUGAUCGAUAGUAAUCCUGCUGACAUGAUCAUUAAAUCCAUAAGAUGGAAUCUUUUGGUAACUUGCUGGCACUUUAUAACCUAUGAAGGAAUGAAAAUCUAGCAGUCAUUGGACA